This is a messenger RNA of Aspergillus puulaauensis, 1362 nucleotides long. Its product is annotated as camp independent regulatory protein. The transcript has a single exon. Lineage: Eukaryota; Fungi; Ascomycota; Eurotiomycetes; Eurotiales; Aspergillaceae. The coding region runs from base 1 to 1362 and encodes 453 amino acids. Gene Ontology annotation, molecular function: DNA binding. The record is from RefSeq and is a predicted model, not a curated record.
AUGGAGACGUAUCACGGUCACGUCCGCACUCCUGCGGACGCAAUCAUUCUGUUUGAAGCAUGCCGCAUUGGUAUGCUGCCGCGUGUCCAGCGCCGGCUAUCCGAAAAGGAGCGACAACUCAUCCAGUCCGGCUCUGUGUUUGUUUGGGAUGAGCGGGAAGCUGGCAUGCGACGCUGGACCGAUGGGAAGUCCUGGAGCGCCAGUCGUGUUUCUGGGAGUUUCCUCACCUAUCGUGAGAUGGAGGGGAAGCGUGGAGGCACCAGCGUUCCCACCCAGCCUCCAAGAGCUGGAAAAACACCAGAUUCUGCCCGCGGCAGCGACGACGACCGGGGAGAGGGCCCCGAUGAUGGUCCAGAUGGAUAUCGAUAUAAGCCCGAUGGUUUAAUGAAGCAGUCGUUCAGUAUCACAACCUCGACUGGCCAGCAUCUCCACCUCAUAAGCUACUACUCCCGGUCGCAUCCCAACGCCGCGAAUCUCUUACAGCCAUCUAAUGACCCAGCGCUGCGAAGCGUGCGCCCGCAAAAGGGUCUCUAUCCAGAGUCGACCGUCAACGACCAGCAGAACCUCCCCGUCGUCACUCGCGGUCCGAUGACGGGUCCCCCUUACCACCCCGUCCCCGCUCCACCACCUCCUCCUCACCACCACAUGGCCCCGUACUCUCGCCCUGGUGCACCUGGACAUCCGCCGUCGUAUGCUCCUGGAUACGGCUGGCCACCCACGCCGAUGGGCACGCCUCCCACGGUUUCAAUCCACUACCCCUACAUAUCGCCUGCGCACCACCCACAACAAUAUCACCCGUUGCCACCACCGCCCCAACAACAACCAGGCAUCCCGCCGGGCUACGAACGUGCAGUCCAUCCGAUGGAAGCUCCUGGACACCCACCGCAUGUCCUGCAGCAAACACCAGUUUUAAUUCCCGCUCGGUCCCCUCGCGUAAUGGCCGAACCCACCCCCCCAGAGUACAUCGUAAACCGAGGGUCUCCACGCAUGCAGGCUGCCCAUUCCAGUCCUCACGUCAAUGGAGUUCCCAUCCCUGCCGUCCGGAGCCCGCGAGUCGUCAACCAAGCUCCGCCUCCCCCGCCCGGUUCAGGGUUGAGCAUCCCGCCUCCAAAUCCCCCGUCCAGACCCCCCUCCGAGACCAGCGGCACAACCGUCCCAAGCAUCAAUGUUCUCAUGAACAACAGUGCAGGAGGUUCAUUACCAUCAAUUUCAGCAGCAGCUCCUGGCCCUGCGCCCGCUGGCUCGGGUGCCGCAAACGGGCGACCAUCCGACGGGCCACGUGAUAUUCCUAGCGACAAGAUCGGAUUCGGCAACGAGGACAUGCGUGCUCUCCGCCAGCUUGACAAGGCUUUCAAGGCGUAG